AUGGCCAGACAAGCCGGGGGAAGAGAUGGAAUUGGUUACACUAUCUUAGACGCUAAGAAUUAUCUUCGAUCUAAGAGACAAAGAAGCAUGGUAUAUGGUGAAGCCGGUUGUCUAAUGAGGUACUUUCAAGAUCAGUUGUCUAAAAAUCCAUCAUUUUACCAUGCGAACCAAAUGGAUGUGGAAGAACAUAUAACUAAUGUUUUUUGGGCAGAUGCAAGAAUGUUGAUUGAUUAUGAGUACUUUGGCGAUGUUGUGUCAUUGGAUACCACAUAUUGUACAAAUCGUGAUAAUAGACCACUUGCCGUAUUCUCCAGUUUCAAUCAUCAUAGAAGAGCUGUCAUAUUUGGUGCAUCACUUUUGUAUGAUGAAACAACAGCAUCAUAUAAAUGGUUGUUUGAAACUUUUUUGGAGGCACACAAACACAAAAGGUCUCUCACUGUCUUCACCGAACAAGAUCAAGCUAUGGCAAAAGCCUUGCAUGAGGUAAUGCCGGACACAUUUCACGGAUUAUGCACUUGGCAUUUAAUGCAAAAUGGAAUCAAGCAUCUGGGAAACCUCAUGAAGGAAGGAUCGUGUUUCUUGACAGAUUUUAAGAAGUGUAUGUAUGGCUUUGAGGAUGAAAUCAAGUUUGAAGAGGCUUGGAGCAACUUAUUGACACAGUAUAAUCUUCAAAACAGCACAUGGUUGAAGCACAUAUAUGGUGUGAAGACAAAAUGGGCACGAUGCUAUAUAAAAGCCUUCACGCUUGGUAUGAGAAGCACACAACUUAAUGAGAGUGUCAAUUCUAGCAUCACGAAUUGUACGAUGCCCAAUUUGAACAUUGCUCAAUUUUUUAAGAAUUUUGAGCGGGUUGUGGAGGAUAAACGGUAUAGUGAACUAAAGUGUGACUUUGAGGCACGCCAAAAGUUACCCAGAUUGAGGUUAGAGAACUCCCCCAUGUUACGUCAGCUUUCUAAGAUCUAUACUCCAUCAGUGUUUGAUUUAUUCCAGAAUGAGUUUGACUUAUUUGCAGCUGCAUAUGUAAAGCAUAAAGAUGAAACAGGGUCAUUAUUUGAAUAUGUUAUUGGGCUAAUUGAUCAUGAUAAGGAAUUGAGGGUGACCUAUGAUCCCAAUACUAAGAUGAUUCACUGUAGUUGUCGAAGGUUUGAGAUGGUUGGAUUAAUAUGUUGUCAUUCUGUGAAAGUGUUUGAUGUGUUAGACGUGAAGUUGCUUCCAGAGACUUAUAUUCUUAAGAGGUGGACUAAAGAAGCUAGAAGUGGUGUAGUACGUGACUAUACAGGUAAUGUAGUUGAAGAAGAUUGUAAAUUACAAAGUACUGAGCGGUAUCGAAGACUAUGCCAAAUGCUUAUUAGGUUGGCUAAUGAAGCUUCUGUGCAGCAAUCCACUUUCUCCUUGGUGCAUGAGACAAUGCAUGAUCUAUACAAAAGGGUGAUGGAAAUGCGUUCAAGAGAUGAGGAUCAAGAAAACAUUAACAAUGUGAAUAUCUCUUCAAAGAUCUCUUCUAUAGUAGCAUCAAAAGAAUUCAAGAAGAAAAUUGGUGCAAAAGGUUCGAGAUGA
Salvia hispanica is the source of this 1557-nucleotide messenger RNA. Lineage: Eukaryota; Viridiplantae; Streptophyta; Magnoliopsida; Lamiales; Lamiaceae. The record is from RefSeq and is a predicted model, not a curated record.